AUGGACCCCAGGAGAGGGGGGAAAGAUGAAGAAAGAGGAGAAGUGGGAGAAGAAGGCAGGGAGCGCCUGAAGGAGGAGAAUAAAGUAGGGAGCAUCAAAGAGAAGGAGGAGAAGAAGGGAGCAGCCAAGCCUGCUGGGAAGGAGAAACCAGUGGAGGAGCGUCCGGGCAGUAAGAAGAAGGGUCGUGAGGAGGUGGUGGGGGGGAAGCGUCCUGGAGGUAAGUCUGGUAAAGAACCAGGCAGAGAGCUCUCCUCCACCACAGCCAGCCCUGAGAGUGACUACCAGGACCACCUCACUGACUCUACUGUAGAGCCUGAACUACAGGACAAAUACAGGAGACAGCUGCAUCAACAGGCUAGCUUAGUGGACUCUCUGUGUGUGCUGUUGGAUGAGGCUGCAGAGGGACAGGCUGUGAGCUGA
This is a messenger RNA of Coregonus clupeaformis (lake whitefish), 420 nucleotides long. Its product is annotated as cilia- and flagella-associated protein 251-like. Bases 1 to 420 code for a protein of 139 amino acids. NCBI's taxonomy places the organism in Eukaryota, Metazoa, Chordata, Actinopteri, Salmoniformes, Salmonidae. The transcript is spliced from 4 exons. The record is from RefSeq and is a predicted model, not a curated record.